GAAACACAGAUUCAAUUUCGGGAGCGCAGUAAAGGACGGAUACAACGUCAGCUAGAAAUAACUGGAAAAAGUACUACAGAUGAAGAACUGGAAGAGAUGCUGGAGACUGGAAACCCAGCAAUUUUCACUUCGGAUAUCAUUUCAGAUUCCCAGAUUACAAGGCAGGCUCUAAAUGAGAUUGAAUCACGGCACAAGGAUAUCAUGAAGCUGGAAUCUAGCAUACGGGAGUUACAUGACAUGUUUAUGGACAUUGCCAUGUUAGUGGAAACUCAGGGUGAAAUGAUAAACAACAUAGAGAAGAAUGUUGAAAAUGCUGCUGAUUAUAUUGAACAUGCCAAAGAAGAAACAAAGAAGGCCGUAAAAUAUCAGAGCAAGUCACGCAGGAAAAUGAUCUUCAUAAUCAUCUGUGUGGUCGUCCUGGUGUUAAUUCUUGUAAUCAUCCUGGCAACGACACUGACUUAG
Messenger RNA from Staurois parvus, 462 nucleotides. The record is from the annotation of a GenBank genome assembly. Lineage: Eukaryota; Metazoa; Chordata; Amphibia; Anura; Ranidae.